AUGGAAAAUGGAAGUCUUGACUCAAGGUUGUAUCCAAGGGAAGAGGAGCAAUCUCUAAGUAACAGAUUGAGCGUUAUUCGAAGAUUGGAUGUUGCCAUUGGUGUUGCUUAUGCGUUAGAUUAUCUCCAUCACCAUUGUGAAACAACUAUUGUUCAUUACGAUUUAAAGCCGAGCAACGUACUUCUCGAUGAAGAUAUGGUAGCCCAUGUUGGGGAUUUUAGUUUAGGAAGGUUCCUUUUCGAAACAUCAAAUGAUCCUUCCUUUAGUCAAACCAUGUCAUCUCAGCUAAAAGGUUCUAUAGGCUACAUUCCUCCAGAGUAUGGCACGGGAGGCCAAGUUUCCACACUUGGAGGUGUUUAUAGCUAUGAGAUACUGUUGCUGGAAAUAUUUACAGGAAAAAGACCUACUGAUGACAUGUUCAAAAACGAUCUAAGCAUUUACCAAUUCAUAGUCAUGGCUUUGCCUAGCCAUGUGAUGGACGUUGUUAACCUUUCAAUUCUGGUCGACCUCGAAGCAGAUGGUGAUGUUAACGAUGACAUAGUACAAGAACAAACUCCAUCUUGA
Messenger RNA from Malus domestica (apple), 564 nucleotides. Its product is annotated as probable LRR receptor-like serine/threonine-protein kinase At3g47570. The record is from RefSeq and is a predicted model, not a curated record. Gene Ontology annotation, biological process: protein phosphorylation. Gene Ontology annotation, molecular function: ATP binding; protein kinase activity. Lineage: Eukaryota; Viridiplantae; Streptophyta; Magnoliopsida; Rosales; Rosaceae.